AUGUAUCUAAUGAGCACGAGAAACUAUCUUUCUGGUCUGCCCACCAGGAGAGUGACCAAGAAGGUGAAGGUGGACACCUCCACCUUCAUGACUCCAUACCUGGCUCACAGCCACAAGAUGGUGGAGCAGUUCAGCAACAACAAGUACCGUCAGGCGUACGACCAGUCCAGGGGGCAGCCGCCCGCCAUCACCAUGGAUACGCCCGAGAUGAUCCGCAUUCGCAAGGCCCAGGAGCAACUCAGCGAGAUCAAAUACCGCAUGGAGGGCAACAAGUCCAAGACGAGCAGCAUGUACGACGGCGAGGCGCGGGAGAUCGCUCACGUCAAGCAGGUGUCAGACCUCAUCAGCAAGGUCCUCUACAGGCAGAAGUGGGACGAGACCAAGGACAAGUACCUGCUGCCCCCGGAUGCUCCUGAGCUGGUCCUGGCAGUGAAGAACGCCGCAAACUGCAGCAAAAAACGCUACACGGAGGACUGGGAUGAAGAGAAGACCAUGUUCUGUCCCUACAUCGACAGCCCUGAACUACGUCGUGUGGCCCAGGCACAGGAAGUGCUCAGUGACGUCCAGUACAAGAAAGGUCACGAGCAGCGCCUGGCCAAGUACACGUCCCUGCCGGACCCCCCCGAGGUGGAGAUGGCCAAGAGAGCCAACGAUCAGCUCAGUGAUCUCAAGUACAGAGAGGAGUACAAUAAGACGGUGAAGGGUCAAUGGUGUGAGACGCCCUACUUCGACGUGGCCACGGCCAGGGUGGCCAUGGAGAACCUGAGCCACAGAAAAUACACGCAAGACUACGAGGACAAAAAAGACCAAAUCUAUUUCAUGGAAACAGACACGCCCGUGUACGACACCCACAAGAAGGCUCAGUCCACUGCGAGUGGGGUGACGUAUAAGAAGGAGUACGAGAGGACGAAAGCCGAGUCGGACUACAACACGCUCCCCGCCACAGAGAAUCCUCGGCUCAGGCAGCUCAGAUACGCCGGCAACAUUCUCAGUGAUAAAGUGUACAAGGACAACUAUGAGAAGUCCCGAGGCUCCAGCAUCAACUACUGCGAAACGCCCAAGUUCCAGAUGGACUCUGUGCUCAAACAAUUCACGGACAAGCGCUACAAAGAGAAGUACGACAACGAGGUGAAGGGUCACUACGUCGGCAGCUACGAAGACGUCUACAUGCUUCACUGCCAACAGGCGGAGGAAAUGAAGAAAGAGCACCUGUACAAGGCCGACUACGAAGAGAUGAAAACCCAGUGCUUCUUCCCUCAAACCGCCACGGCCGAGUACGAAGCCACCAAGAAGCUGCAGCAGUGCAACGACAACGUUUACCGGCAACACCCGGACACGGUGAAGUUUACUCAAGUGAUGGACUCGCCGGUGAUGGUUCAAGCGGCCAUCAACGCCAAACAGCUGAGUGACCUCAACUACAAGGCAAAAUACGAGGAAACAAAGGGCAACAACAGUCUGCCUCCAGACUAUCCUUUCUUUGUGCAGUCCAGAGUGAACGCCUUCAAUAUUAGCGACAACUGCUACAGGUAUGACUGGGAGAGAGACAAAGCCAAGAAGUUUGAGGUCAAAGGCGACGCCAUCUCGAUCCUGGCUGCCCGUGCUCACACCAACAUUGCUAGCGACGUGAAAUACAAGAAGGAAUAUGAGAAGAACAAGGGUCAGAUGGUUGGAGCGCUCAGUAUCCACGAUGAUCCCAAGAUCCUGCACUCCGUUCACGUGGCCAAGAUCCAGAGUGAUCGUGAAUACAAAAAGGACUACGAGAAGAUCAAGACCAAGUACCACACGCCGCUGGACAUGAUGUCAGUCACUCAAGCCAAGAAGUCGCAGGGCAUCGCCAGCAUGACGGGCUACAGGAGCAUCAACACCAACUUCUUCCUUCCUCACGACACGGUGCAGCUGGACACGGCCAAGAAAGCCAACAUCAUCCAGAGCGACAACGAGUACAAGUCAGACUACAACCUCUACAUGAAGGGAACCCCGUGGGUUCCUUUCGGCUCCCUAGAUGUGGAAAAUGCCAAGAACGCCGGACAAAUCCUGGAUGAGAAAAAAUACAGAACACAUCCCGAUACCAUCCCCUUCACUUCGAUCGAUGACCACCCCGUCAUGUUGCAAGCCAAAGUCAACCAGCUCCUGAGGAGUGACCGCUUCUACAAGAAAGGUCUGGAGGAGAUCCAUCAGAAGUACUCACUGCCCGUUGACAUCCCAGAGUUCCUCCAGGCGAAGUGCAACGCCUACAACUUCAGCAAUAACUACUACAAGUACGCGUGGCAGGACAUACUCGCUAAAGGUUACGACCUGAGACCUGACGCUAUUCCCAUUGUCGCCGCCAAAGCUGCCAGACACGCUGCCAGCGAUGUCCAGUACAAGAAGGCGUACCAGAAGGCAAAGGGUCAACACGUGGGCUUCCGCAGCCUGCAGGACGACCCUCUGCUGGUUCACUACAUGGAGGUGGCCAAGCUGCAGAGUGACAAGAACUACAAGAAGGACUACCACAAGCUCAAGCUGAAGUACCACACCCCGGUGGACAUGCUGAGUGUGGCCCACGCCAAACAUGCAUCGAAGGUGCAGACCUCAACCGGCUACAAGCAGCGCCACCACAAUUUCUGCAUCCUACCGGACGCCAUGAACCUGCAUCUGGCUCGCACUAUGAACUACAAUGCCAGCGACUACCAAUAUAAACAAGAUUAUGAGACCUCGAUGAAAGGAAUCGGCUGGGUUCCAAUCGGCUCGCUGGAGGUGGAGAAGGCAAAGGCGGCAGCAGCAGCCCUGGAUGAGAGGAAGUACAGACAACACCCCGACACCAUUAAAUUCACCAGCGUCACCGACUCCAUGAACAUGGAGCUCGCCAAGGCCAACUCCAAGAGUCUUAAUAUGAAAAACUACAAGGCCAGCGGCGAGGAGUUCAAACACACCUAUAGUCUUCCUGUUGAUGCUCCUGAACUGGUGCUAGCCAAAUACAACGCCGCAAACAUCAGCCAGAAUAACUACACCUACGCCCACCGCAGAGAUAUACUCAAAGGGCAUCACAUGAAGGAAGACGCCAUUCCCAUUGUUGCGGCUAAAACCUCCAGAGACAUUGCCAGCAAUUACAAGUACAAACUGGCACACGAGAAGGCCAGGGGUCAACACGUGGGCUUCCGCAGCCUGCAGGACGACCCUCUGCUGGUUCACUACAUGGAGGUGGCCAAGCAGCAGAGCGACAAGAACUACAAGAAGGACUACCACAAGGCCAAGCUGAAGUACCACACCCCGGUGGACAUGCUGAGUGUGGCCCAGGCCAAACACUCCUCAGGUGUCCAAACCAUGAUUGGCUACAGGACGUACCUUCACGACUACACGCUCCUUCCUGACAACAUGCGGGUGCAGCUCUGCAGGGACAUGAUGGAGAAACAGAGUGACAACGCAUACAAGUCCGACUACACCAACUACUACAAAGGAUCCGGCUGGGUUCCCAUUGGUUCUCUGGACGUUGAGAAAGCCAAAGCUGCCCACCUGGCCCUGGCUGAGCGGGGCUACCGUCAGCAUCCCAGCUCUCUGAAGUUCACCAGCACCACGGACAGCAUGAACAUGACUCUGGCCAUGGCCAACUCCAAGCAGCUGGACAGUGCCGCCUACAAGGCUUCUGGUGAGAAGUUCAAGCACACCUAUCACCUGCCGGCUGACAGUCCCGAGUUCAUCCAGGCCAAAUUUAAUGCUCAGACCCUCAGUGAGAGUCAAUACAGGCAGAAGUGGAUGGACGAUAUCGCCAAAGGAUACGACCUGAGGUUGGACGCCAUUCCCAUCCAGCAUGCCAAACAAGGCAGACAUAUUGCCAGCGAUGUGCAAUACAAGAAAGCAUUUGAGAAGGCCAGGGGCCACCACGUGGGCCUCCGCAGUCUGCAGGACGACCCUCUCCUGGUUCACUACAUGGAGGUGGCCAGGUUUCAGAGUGACAAGAACUACAAGAAGGACUACCACAAGGCCAAGCUGAAGUACCACACCCCGGUGGACAUGCUGAGCGUGGUCCACGCCAAGCAGGCGUCAGCCGCUCAGACGAUGACCGGCUACAGGAAGAUGCACCACAGCAACGCUCUCCUCCCUGACGCCAUGAACUUUGUGCUGGCUCGCACCAUGAACGCCCAGUCCAGCGAUUGUGAUUACAAGUCGGAAUGGAACAACUACAUCAAAGGUAUCGGCUGGGUCCCGAUGGGCUCCCUUGCAGUAGAAACGGCGAAGGUCGGUGGUGAGAUUCUCAACGAGAACAAGUACCGCACUCACCCGUCCACCUUCAAGCACAAAAAGCUGAUGGACUCCAUGGACAUCGCGCUGGCCACGGCCAACAACCAGAUCAUGAAUAAGCAAGCUUACACGGCAGCUUGGGAAAAGGACAAACUAAAAGUCCACGUCAUGCCAGAUGCUCCUGAGAUUGUCCUGGCCAAGGCCAACGCUCUCAACAUGAGCAACAAACUUUACAAAGCCGGCCUGAUAGAGCUGGCCAACAAGGGCUACAACCUAAAAGCGGACGCCAUUCCAAUCGUAGCUGCCAAGUCAAACACAAGUAUUGCUAGCAACUACAAGUACAAACUGGCACACGAGAAGGCCAGGGGCCACCACGUGGGCUUCCGCAGCCUGCAGGACGACCCUCUCCUGGUUCACUACAUGGAGGUGGCCAGGUUUCAGAGUGACAAGAACUACAAGAAGGACUACCACAAGGCCAAGCUGAAGUACCACACCCCGGUGGAUAUGCUAAGCGUGGUCCAUGCCAAGCAGGCGUCAGCCGCUCAGACGAUGACCGGCUACAGGAAGAUGCACCACACCAACGCUCUCCUCCCUGACGCCAUGAACUUUGUGCUGGCUCGCACCAUGAACGCCCAGUCCAGCGAUUGUGAUUACAAGUCGGAAUGGAACAACUACAUUAAAGGUAUCGGCUGGGUCCCGAUCGGCUCCCUUGCAGUAGAAACGGCGAAGGUCGGUGGUGAAAUUCUCAACGAGAACAAGUACCGCACUCACCCGUCCACCUUCAAGCACAAAAAGCUGAUGGACUCCAUGGACAUCGCGCUGGCCACGGCCAACAACCAGAUCAUGAAUAAGCAAGCUUACACGGCAGCUUGGGAAACAGAUAAACUGAAAGUCCACGUCAUGCCAGAUGCUCCUGAGAUCGUCCUGGCCAAGGCCAACGCUCUCAACAUGAGCAACAAACUUUACAAAUCUGGCCUGGCGGAGAUGGCCAACAAGGGCUACAACCUCAGAGCUGAUGCCAUCCCCAUUCUGGCUGCAAAGUCCGGCACCAACAUCGCCAGCGACUACAAGUACAAGUUGGCCUACGAGAAGGCCAGGGGCCACCAUUUGGGCUUGCGCAGUGUGCAGGACGACCCUCUGCUGGUUCACUACAUGGAGCUGGCCAAGCAGAAGAGCGACCAGAACUACAAGAAAGACUACAACAAGGCCAAGCUGAAGUUCCACUCGCCGGUGGACAUGGUGAGCGUGGCCCACGCCAAACACGCCUCAGCUAUUCAGACCAUGACCGGCUACAAGAAGUUUAGUCCUCACUACACCGUCCUGCCUGACGCCAUGAACCUGGAACUGGCCCGCAACAUGCAGUUCAUUGCGAGUGAUAACCAAUACAAGAGUGACUACCAGAGCUUCAUGAGAGGAAUAGGAUGGGUCCCUAUUGGUUCACUGGAUGUUGAGAAGGCAAAAACAGCCGGCAAAAUCUUCAGUGAGACACAAUACCGGCAACAUCCCAGUAAAUAUAAGUUCACUAAAGACAUGCAGUCCAUGGACCUGGCCCUGGCCACCGCUAACAACCAGAUAAUGGAUAAGCAAUCUUACACCAAAGUCUGGGACGUUGACAAGAGAACCAAUCACAUCAUGCCGGACGCCAUGGACAUUAUUCUGGCCCGGGACAACAGGAAGAACUACAGCGAGAAACUGUACCGACUGGACCAUGAGCUGGCCAAGAAGAAGGGUCACAAUCUCCACGCUGACGCCAUCCCUGUCCAGGCUGCUAAGGCCUCUACUGUCAUUGCUAGCGACUACAAAUACAAGGCUGGAUACCGCAAGCAGGUGGGCCACCACAUCGGGGCCCGCAGCGUCCAGGACGACCCUCUCCUCAUGCUGGCCCUGAACUCCGCCAAGAUCGCCAGCGACGCCCUCUACAAGAAGGACUUCAACAUGUCCAAGACCAAGUUCAACUUGCCGGUGGACAUGCUGGCCUUUGAACUGGCCAAGAAGAACCAGAUGCAGGUCAACCACACCAACUACAUCACCCGCCUGCACAACUGGACCUGCCUGCCCGACUCCAACGACGUGGUCCAGGCCAGACACGCCUACAACCUGCAGAGCGACGCGAUCUACAAAGAGGAGCUGAAGACUCUACAGGGGAUUGGCUGGGUGCCCAUGGGCUCGCUGGAUGUGGAGAAGGUGAAGAAAGCGGGCGAGAUCUUGAAUGAGAGAAAGUACCGUCAGCACCCGAGCAACUACAAGUUUAAGGUCACUACAGAGGACAUGCCCAUGGUUCUGGCAAAGGCCAACGCUCAAGUCAUGAACAAGCACGCCUACACUGAAGCCUGGGAGGCAGAUAAGACUCUCAUCCACGUCAUGCCUGAUGCUAUGGACGUUGUGCUGGCCAAAGCAAACAAAGCCAACUACAGCCUGAAAGCUUACAAGCAGGCAAAUGAAGAUGCAAAGAAGAAAGGUUACGACAUGCGCAAUGAUGCCAUACCCAUCAUUGCAGCAAGACUCUCCAGGGACAUUGCCAGUGAUUACAAGUACAAGACAGGAUACCGCAAGCAGGUGGGCCACCACAUCGGGGCCCUCAGCGUCCAGGACGACCCUCUCCUCAUGCUGGCUCUGAACUCGGCCAAGAUCGCCAGCGACGCCCUCUACAAGAAGGACUUCAACCAGUCCAAGACCAAGUUCAACCUUCCAGUGGACAUGCUGGCCUUUGAACUGGCCAAGAAGAACCAGAUGCAGGUCAACCACACCAACUACAUCAAACGCCUGCACCAGUGGACUUGUUUGCCCGACUCCAACGAUGUCGUCCAGGCCAGACACGCUUACAACCUGCAGAGCGAUGUUGUCUACAAAGAGGAGCUGAAGACGCUGCAGGGUAUUGGCUGGGUGCCUAUUGGCUCGCUGGAUGUUGAGAAGGUGAAGAAAGCAGGUGAGAUCCUGAAUGAGACUAAGUAUCGUCAGCAUCCGAGCAACUACAAGUUUAAGGUCACAACCGAGGACAUGCCCAUGGUUCUGGCUAAGGCCAACGCCCAAAACAUGAAUAAGAAAGCCUACAUCGAAGCCUGGGAAAAGGACAAGACCAAUAUUCACGUCAUGCCGGACGCCAUGGAUGUGCUUCUUGCAAAAGCAAACAAUGUCAACUAUAGCUUGAAAGCUUACAAGCAGGCACAUGAAGAUGCAAAGAAGAAGGGUUAUGACAUGCGCAAUGAUGCCAUACCCAUCAUUGCAGCAAAGGCUUCCAGGGACAUUGCCAGCGAUUACAAGUACAAGACUGGAUACCGCAGGCAGGUCGGCCACCACAUCGGGGCCCGCAGCGUCCAGGACGACCCUCUCCUCAUGCUGGCUCUGAACUCGGCCAAGAUCGCCAGCGACGUCCUCUACAAGAAGGACUUCAACCAGUCCAAGACCAAGUUCAACCUUCCAGUGGACAUGCUGGCCUUUGAACUGGCCAAGAAGAACCAGAUCCAGGUCAACCACACCAACUACAUCACCCGCCUGCACAACUGGACCUGCCUGCCCGACUCCAAUGAUGUCGUCCAGGCCAGGCACGCCUACAACCUGCAGAGCGACGCGGUCUACAAAGAGGAGCUGAAGACUCUGCAGGGGAUUGGCUGGGUGCCUAUUGGCUCGCUGGAUGUGGAGAAGGUGAAGAAAGCUGGCGAAAUCUUAAAUGAGAGAAAGUACCGUCAGCACCCGAGCAACUACAAGUUUAAGGUCACUACAGAACACAUGCCAAUGGUUCUGGCAAAGGCCAACGCUCAAAUCAUGAAUCAGAAAGCCUACAUCGAAGCCUGGGAAAAUGAGAAGACCAAUAUCCAUGUCAUGCCGGACGCCAUGGAUGUGCUUCUUGCAAAAGCAAACAAUGUCAACUAUAGCUUGAAACAUUACAAGCAGGCAAACGAAGACGCCAAGAAGAGGGGUUACGACUUGCCCAAAGAUGCCAUUUCCAUCAUUGCGGCAAAGGCUUCCAGGGACAUUGCCAGCGACUACAAGUACAAGACAGGAUACCGCAAUCAAGUCGGCCACCACAUCGGGGCCCGCAGCGUCCAGGACGACCCUCUCCUCAUGCUGGCUCUGAACUCGGCCAAGAUCGCCAGUGACGUCCUCUACAAGAAGGACUUCAACCAGUCCAAGACCAAGUUCAACCUUCCAGUGGACAUGUUGGCCUUUGAACUGGCCAAGAAGAACCAGAUGCAGGUCAACCACAACAACUACAUCAAACGCCUGCACCAGUGGACUUGUUUGCCCGACUCCAACGAUGUCGUCCAGGCCAGACACGCCUACAACCUGCAGAGCGACUCUGUCUACAAGGCCGACUUGAAGUGGCUCCAGGGUAUUGGCUGGGUCCCCGCUGGCUCACUGGAGGUAGAGAAGGCCAAGAAGGCUGCAGAUAUCCUGAGUGAACGGAAGUACCGUCAGCCUCCCAGCGCUCUUCCCUUCACCAGCACCAUCGAUGCAAUGAACUUGACGCUGGCAAAGAAUAACGCUUUAACCAUGAACAAGCGUCUCUACAUUGAAGCAUGGGAGAACGAUAAGACCAACCUGCACAUCAACCCUGAUACUCCCGAGAUCAUCCUUUCUCAGCAGAAUGCUAUAAACAUGAGCAGGAAACUCUAUAGACAAGGUUUUGAGGCCACCAUCAAGAAAGGCUAUUUCCUACCAGCAGACGCAAUCGCUGUGAAGAGUGCCAAGGCCUCGAGGGAUAUUGUCAGUGAUUACAAGUACAAGACGGGCUACCGGCAACAAGUGGGCCACCACAUCGGCGCUCGUAGCAUCCGUGACGACCCUCUGAUGAUGCUGGCUCUGAACUCCGGCAAUAUCGCCAGCGAUGUCCUCUACAAGAAGGACUUCAACAAGUCUAAGACCAAGUUCAACCUACCGGUGGACAUGCUCAGCCUUGAACUGGCCAAGAAAUGCCAGAUCCAGGUCAACCACGCCAACUACAUCACCCGCCUGCAUCAGUGGACUUGUCUGCCCGACUCCAACGACGUGGUCCAGGCCAGGAAAGCCUACGAUCUUCAGAGUGACGCUGUGUACAAAGCGGACCUGGAAGAGAUUGUGGGUGUCGGGUGGGUGCCUAUUGGCUCGCUCGACGUGCUGAAAGCCAAGCAUGCUGGGAAGAUUCUGAGUGACCGUCUUUACAAGCUGAAGCCAGACACUCAGAAAUACACAACAGACAUGACUUCCAUGCCCAUGCUCCUCGCCAAAGUAAAUGCUGACAACAUGAACAAGAAAAACUACAUUGCUUCUUGGGAGGCUGAAAAAGUUAGGAAUCACGUAAAUGCUCAACUGCCCGAGCUGCUCCUCUCCAAAGCAAACGCUUACAACAUCAGCAAGAAACUGUACAAGCAAGCCGUGGAGGACAUGUUCAGACAGGGCUACAACAUGAAACAGGAUGCAGUCUCCAUAGUAGCUGCCAAACACGGAAGAGAUAUAAUUAGUGACUACAAGUACAAGACCGGAUACCGCAGGCAAGUUGGCCACCACAUCGGUGCGCUUAGCAUUAAAGACGAUCCCCUGAUCAUGCUGGCCCUGAACUCUGGUAAGAUCGCCAGCGACGUCCUGUACAAGAAGGACUUUAACAAGUCCAAGACCAGGUUCAACCUGCCUGUGGACAUGCUAAACCUUGAGCUGGCCAAGAAAUGCCAGAUCCAAGUCAACGACUUCAACUACAGAACUCGUCUGCAUAACUGGACCUGUCUGCCAGACUCAAAUGACGUGGUCCAGGCCAGGAAGGCGUACGACCUUCAGAGUGACGCUGUAUACAAAGCGGACAUGGAAUGGAUCAAGGGAGCAGGGUGGGUCCCCAUCGGCUCAGUGGAUGUCGAGAAAGCUAGAAAAGCGUCCGAGAUCUUGAGUGAGAGGAGGUAUCGUCAGCCUCCCACUACCUUCAAAUUCACAGCCAAUAUUGCCGACAUGCCGUAUGCCCUCGCUCAGGCCAACGCCAAAACCAUGGAUAAGAAAGCGUACGUGUCGGCGUGGGAGAGCGACAAGACCAACCUUCACAUCAUGCCGGAUACACCUGCGAUCAUCCUGGCCAAGCAGAAUAAACUCAACACCAGUCUGAAAUAUUACCGUGAAGGCUACAUGGACACCAUCAAAAAUGGUUACAUCCUCCCUAAAGACGCAAUUUCUGUUAAAUCAGCCAAAGCUUCUCGGGACAUCAUCAGCGAUUACAAAUACAAGACGGGCUACCGCAAUCAGCGUGGUCAUCACAUCGGCGCCCGCAGCGUGAGGGACGACCCACUGAUUAUGCUGGCAGCUCAUGCCGCCAACAUCUCCAGCGACAACAUCUACAAGAAGGACUUCAACAUGACCAAGACCAAAUAUAAUCUGCCUGUUGACAUGCUGGCCCUGGAAUUGGCAAAGAAAUGCCAGCAGCAAGUGAACGACUUCACCUACAGGACUCACCUGCACCAGUGGACCUGCCUGCCUGACUCCAGCGACGUCGUCCAGGCCCGAAAGGUCUACGACCUCCAGAGUGACGCUGUGUACAAAGCCGACAUGGAGUGGUUCAAGGGAUGCGGCUGGUCACCGGAAGGUUCCGUGGCUGUUGUCAAAGCCAAAAGGGCACAGGACAUUCUCAACGAAACACUAUACCGUCAGCCCCCGAGCACGAUCAAGUUCACCAGUGUGGUUGACCUGCCGGCCAUUGUCCUGUCCAAGCAAAAUGCAAAGAACCUCAGCGCUAGGAAUUACACGGAACUUUGGGAGAAUGAAAAGACUUCUUUUAUGCUCCCGGCUGACACUCCUGGCCUUCAGUUGUCCAAGGCAAACUCUAUCAACAUCAGCAAUAAACUGUACACUAAGUCUUGGGAUGAUCAGAAGGCCAAAGGCUACCUUAUCAAGGAGGAUGCCAUCGCCGUGCUCAAGGCCAAAGCUUCCAGAGAUAUUAUUAGCGACUACAAGUAUAAGGAAGGAUACCGCAGGCAGGUCGGCCACCACAUUGGUGCCCGCAGUGUGCAAGACGAUCCCUUGAUCAUGCUGGCUAUGAACUCGGCCAAGAUCGCCAGCGAAGUCCUCUACAAGAAGGACUUUAACAAGUCCAAGACCAAGUUCAACCUUCCGGUGGAUAUGCUGAACCUUGAAUUGGCCAAGAAAUGCCAGAUUCAAGUCAACGACUUUAACUACAGAACACAUUUGCACAACUGGACCUGCCUGCCGGACUCGAACGACGUUGUCCAGGCCAGAAAGGCGUAUGACCUGCAGAGCGAUGCUGUGUACAAAGCCGAUAUGGAGUGGCUACGUGGAUGUGGUUGGAUACCACAUGAGUCGGUGGAGGUUUUAAGGGUGAAGAAUGCACAGAAGAUCCUGGCUGAGAGAGGCUACAGGGUCAAGAUGGACGACCAGGCAUUUGGUGUUCCAACUGACAGAGUCGACUUGAUGUGCGCCAAGAAUGCUGCUGAUGUACUCAACGAGACCAAAUAUCGUGAGGCUUGGCAUAAGGAUAAGACCAACUACACGCUGGUGGACACUCCGACGAUGGCCACAGCCAGAGAGGCGACUAAGAAUGUUCACCCGAAACUUUACUCCAAUGACUGGGAAAACGUGAAGGCCACUGGCUACUUUAUGCCUGAAGAUGCAGUGUCAAUAAAGCAGUGCAUCAACUCGUCUAAAGUGCAAAGCCAUUAUAAAUACCUGGAGGGAUACCGUAAGCAGGUCGGCCACCACAUUGGCGCUCUCAGCGUCCAGGACGACCCUCUCCUCAUGUUGGCUCUUAACUCAGCCAAGAUCGCCAGUGAUGCCCUCUACAAGAAGGACUUCAACAUGUCCAAGACCAAAUUCAACCUUCCAGUAGACAUGCUGCAGUUUGAGCUGGCCAAGAAAUGCCAGAUACAAGUCAACGAUGACAUAUACAGGACCCGCCUUCACCAGUGGACUUGUCUGCCAGACCAGAAUGAUGUCAUCCAGGCCAAGAAAGCCUACGAUCUUCAGAGCGAUUAUGUGUACAAGGCGGAUAUGGAAUGGUUUCGGGGCUGCGGAUGGGUGGCAGCCGAAUCUGUUGACCACGUCAGAGUCAGGAACGCGCAAGAAAUUGUCAAUCAAAGGAUCUACAAGAAGAACGCCAUUGAAGGCUAUGGAGACUAUACCCUGGUGGCAGAUUACCCAGAGAUUGUCUUGGCAAAGAUGAAUGCGACCAACGUCAGUGAUCUGAAGUACAAAGAAACCUUCAAUUCUGAGAAAGGUCAUUACAUUGGUUCCGAAGACACUCCUCAAUUGGCCCAUAGCAGGGAGAUGACCAAGAAUAUCAGUGAGAAACUCUACAAGCUCAAUUGGGACAAGUCUAAGGCUUUAGGCUACCAGCUGGACGAGGAAUAUAUCCCACUUGUCCGCGGAAAACAUGGCAGGGAUAUUGCGAGCGACGUCAAGUACAAGGAUGCCCAUGAGAAGGUAAAAGGUCAUUACAUGGCUGAAACCCUGGAGGACUUCCCAGAGGUGAUCCGAUGUGGCGACCAGGAGAUGAACAAGGGCCUGAGGCUUUACACCAAGGACUACCACGAGACUAAAAUGAAGACCCACAUCCCAACAGACGUCAUUGCCAACAGGGUGGCCAAGCGUUGCCAAGACAUGCUAAGCGACAUCAUCUACCGCACCUACCUGCACGAGUGGACCUGCCAUCCCGAACAGGAAGACGCCAUCCGCGCUCGCAAGUCCAACGAGAUUCUCAGCGAUGCGUUCUACAAGGAAGACCUGACCUGGAUGAAGGGUAUUGGUUGCUACGUUUGGGACACACCAGAGAUCAUUCGUGCCCAGGAUGCCUACCGGAUCCAAAGUGAGCUGAAGUACAGAGAAGAAGCCAAAAAAGAGUUCAACAAUUACUCCAUCGUGACGGACACGCCGGUCUAUGUGACAGCUGUUCUGGGCAACACAUGGGCCAGUGACCUGAACUACCGGGAGGCGUAUCAUAAGGAAAAGCACCUGUACACCACUGUGCUGGACACCUAUGACUAUGCCAGAUGCCACAACUUCAAAGAAUUCUUCAGUAACAAAAAAUACACCGGUCUCUGGGACAAAAUCAAAGCCAAAAGCUACCAGAUCCCACAUGACUCACGUGACAUGCAACACGCCAAAACCCAGAAGAUCAUUGUCAGCAGCAUAAAGUACAAGGAGGAUUAUGAAAAGUUCAAAUCGAUCUACAGUCUGCCCAAGUCACUGGAGGAAGAUCCUGCCACUGCUCGCUGCAUAAAUGUUGGAAAACUGGUCCUGGACCGCCUGUACAAAGAGAGCUAUGAGAAGUCUAAGGCCAGGAACCACAUCCCUCCAGACAUGCUGGAGGUCGUGUCCGCUCGCAGCACCCAGGACAAAGUUAGCUACAUCAACUACCGCAAGUAUCUGCACGAGUGGAUCUGUCUUCCUGACAUGCAGAUGAACGUCCAAGCGCGCAGAGUCAAUGAGCAGCUCAGUGACAUCUUCUACAAAGACGAUCUGAACUGGCUAAAGGGUAUUGGCUGCUAUGCCUGGGACACCCCAGAGAUCCUGCGUGUCAAGAAGUCUGGCGAUCUUCAGAGCGAAAACAAGUACAGAGCCAAAGGUAUCGAGUCUUUCAAGGAGUACUCAAUGGUGACGGACACUCCGGUGUAUCAGACUGCCAAGCAGAACGCAGUAAACCAGAGCGAUCUGCACUACCAUUCUGAUUACGUCACCCACGUGAAAGGAACCAACACCGCUCCCGCGGUCACUGUGGAACUGGAGAGAGCUCGCCUGGCCAACCACAUUCAAAGCGAUAACUGGUACAAGGUGGACAAUAAAAAGUACAUGCCCACUGGGUACACUCUGCCCCAUGACACGCCUCUCAACAAGCUGGUUAAGAACAACACCUUUGUUAGCAGCCUUGUGAAGUACAAGGAGGCCUAUGAGAUGACCAAGGCAAAGGGUUACACCAUCAACCCAGAGGGCGUCAACUUUGUCAACUACAGGAAGGUGAACAAGAUCUCAAACGAGCGCCUGUACCGGGAAGACUAUCACAAGCAUAAGGACAAGAUCCACACCACUUACGACACCCCCGAAAUCAAACAAGUCAAGUUGAACCAGGAUCAUAUCAGCGAUUUGUGGUACAAAGAGAAGUACUUCAACAGCAGAGGGCAACUGAUCUCCAUGCCCAUGACGCCGGAGCUGAUGCACUUCUACAACGUCAACAACAUCAACAGCGAGCUGAAAUACAAGGAAGAUCUGACGUGGCUCCGAGGCAUCGGCUGUUUCUUGUACGACACCCCGGAGAUGGUCCGCAUCCGCAAAGUCACUAAGUUCAAAGCUGACUACCCAGUGGAGGCCAAGAUGAACCUCCCUAACUUCUCCGUGGUCCUGGACACUCCAGAGUACAAACGUGUGAGCGAGCUCAGGAGCCACUUGAGCCAUCUGAUCUACAAAGCUAAGAGCAAAGAGGACAGGGCAAAGGUCUCCACCACCGCCGACGCAGUGGACCUCAGGAGAGCCAAAUGGGCCCAGCAGCUGACAAACCAUUACAAGUACACGGACCUGGCAGCUAAAGAACGUCCUCACUACAAACUGGAACUUGAAACACCAAACAUGGGCCUCGCGAGGAAGACCAAAGUGAUGUACAGUGACAUCAAGUACAGAGAGCAAUAUGACAGGAUGAAGCACAAGUACACCACAAUUGCCGACACACCCUUCCUGAUCUGCUCCAAGAAGUCCUACCUCCAGUCCAGUGACCUGCGAUACAAAGAGACCUUCGAGCUGGCUAAAGGACACUACCACUUUGCCAAAGACGCCCUGGACAUCACCUACCAUCGCAGAGUCACCGACGACAUCAGCAAUGUCAAGUACAGGGAAAAGUACAUCAGCUCUCGGGGAACAUGGAAGUCCAUCCCGGACCGCCCUGAGUUCUCCUUCAACAGAACUGUCAAUGACAACGUCAGCACGGUGAAGUACAAGGAGGACCUGGACUGGCUGAGAGGGAUCGGCUGCUACGUGUGGGACACGCCCGAGUUGUUGCGGGCUGAGAAGAACAAGGCGCUGUACAGUGAGAUAGUCUACAAGAGCUCACUGGAGAAAAACCUCGGGAACUUCAAGUACACGUCCAAUUCCCCGUUCUUCCACACCGUCAAGCACGCCUCCAGCCUCAUCGAUCAGCGGGCCUACAGAGCUAGUUAUGACAAGAACAAGGAUCAGUUCACCAUAACCACGGACGAUCCCAGAUACCAACUGGCCAAGGAAAACCAGAAGAUGAGCCAGAAAAAGUACAAAUCGAGAGCCAAGGAACUACUCAGGAGCGGCUGCAAUGAGCUACACCGGCCCGACAUCCUCACAGCCCUCUACGGGACCGUGUUGGGUAGUAAGUGGCAUUACAGGGAGCAGUACGAGCGCGGCAAGGACAAGUUCACCUCCAUCCUGGACACACCCGUCUACAAAACCCACAAACGCAGCCUGAAGAUCGGCGACAUCGUCUACAAGAUGGAGUACAACAAGAACAAGGCCAGGGGCUACACGCUGCCGUACGACACCCCGCACCUGCAGCUGAUGAAGAAGGUCAAGGACUUCCCCAGCAGCCUCAAGUACCGGGAGGUGUACGAGAGGAGCAAGGCCCAGAUCAACAUCAACCCGGAGGCUCACUCCAUCCGCGCCGCCAAGGAGGCCUACAACAACAUCACCAACCUCCAGUACAAGAAGAAGUACGAGGCCAUGAAGGACAAGUGGAGCUGGACGGUGGACAGGCCCGACUUCCUCACCGCCGCCAGGAGCACCGCCCAGCAGAGCGACGUGGAGUACAAGUACGACAGGGAGAUCAUGAAGGGGUGUGUGACGCCCAUUGUGGACGACAAGCUCACCGUCCUGUGCCUGAAGAACAACGUGCUGGCCAGCCAGCUGAAGUACAAGGAGAAGUACGAGAAGGCCAGGGGCCACUACCUGCACGUUGCCGACACGCCUCAAAACCUCCACUCCAAGUCUGUGCGCCACCUUUCAUCCGAGACCAAGUACAAGGCGGCCAGCAAGAAACAGAGGCAGUCCGGCUCCUUCACCAUCAUGCCGGAGACCCGGGACACGGUCCACAGCAAGGAAAUCAACAAGCUUGUCAGCAAGAAUGUGUACAAAGCCAAGUUUGAGAAGGACAAGGGCAAGGCGGUGUACAACCACAUGAGGGUGCCACCUGAUGUCGGCCACGCCAUGGACGUCAACAUAAAACAGAGCGACCUGGCCUACAAGAAGAACGUCAAGGCCAACCUACACUACACGACCGUGGCGGACCGACCCGACAUCAAGAAGGCCACGCAGACGGCUAAACUCGUCAGCGAGAUUGGCUACCGUAACAAAGCCCGAGAAGAGGCCAGUCGUGGAGGAUCUCUGCUCUACCGGCCGGACAUCAAGUUGGCCACGGACGUGUGCAAGCUGAACAGCCAGCUGAAGUACAAAGAGAAGUUUGACAAGGAAAUGAAGGGCAAGCGUCCGCAGUACGACCUGAAGGAGAGCAAGAUCUACCAGACGUAUAAGGACGCCAACACGCUCGCCAGUGAGGUGAAGUACAAAGGUGACCUGAAGAAGAUGCACAAGCCUGUGACCGACAUGGCCGAGUCUCUGUCCAUGCAGCACGGCCUGAACACCAGCAGGCUGUCCAGCGACUACUGCUACAAGAGGAAGUUUGAGGAGAGUAAGGGUCACUACCACAUGAUUCCUGACACACCCGAGCAGCUUCAUCACAAGGAGGCUUCUGAGCUGCAGAGCCACAUCAAGUACAAGGAGAAGUACGAGAAGGAGAGGGGCAAGGCCAUGUUGGACUUUGAGACGCCCACAUACGUCACGGCCAAGGAAGCGCAGCACAUGCAGAGCCAGAAAGACUAUAAGAAGGACUUUGAGGAGUCCAUGAAGGGCAAGAACCUCUCCGGCUUGGAGGUCACGCCCGCCAUGCUCCAUGUCAGACAUGCCACCAAAAUAGCCAGUGAGAAAGAGUACAGGAGGGAUCUAGAAGAGGGCGUGAAGGGUAAAGGGCUAACUGUGCUGGAGGAAACUCCUGAGCUUUUGAGAGCAAGGAAUGCCACUCAAAUCCUGUGUGAGAAAGACUACAAGAAGGCACUGGAGCAGGACAUUAAGGGCAAGGGAAUGUUGGCUCUGGCGAACGACACCCCGGACUUCAUGAGGGCAAAGAACGCGACUGACAUCCUCAGCCAGGUGAAGUACAAGCAGACCGCAGAGAUGGACCGAGCCAGCUACACCUCCGUCAUCGAUACUCCGGACAUCAUCCACGCGCAGCAGAUGAAGAAUAUCAUCAGCCAGAAAAAGUACAAAGAAGAGGCUGAGAAGACCAUGUCUCACUAUGUGCCUGUUCUGGACACUCCUGAGAUGCUGAGAGUCCGUGAGAACCAGAAGAACUUCAGCACUCUUCAGUACCAGACUGACCUUAAGUUCAUAAGGGGCCAUGGGUCUGCUGUAAUCACCCCUGAAAUGCUUCGUGUUAAAGAGAAUACAAAGAAUUUCAGCUUGAUUCAGUACAAAGAGGAUUUGGGAGGAGGAACCGCAAUGCCUGGAACCCCUGAGAUGGAGAGGGUUAAACAAAACCAGCGCAACAUAAGCACGAUACAGUACAAGGAUUCUCUGAGUCAAGGCACAGCCAUACCUGAUCUCCCUGAGGUGAAGCGGGUCCGAGAAACCCAGAAGAAUAUCAGCUCGGUAGAAGACAGAACUCCAGUUAUCCUCGUGUACCCCGGGUCUGUUGAAUACAGACUGCUAUCACCACCAGCUGGUAUAGAGCUGAUGGCUUCCCAGACUUGGUUUGCAUCCCCAAAUUCAAGUGUCGGUCAGGCUCUGCCGUUAGUAAAAACUACUUUAAGAGUGUCACCAAAAUGUUUGACUUUUUUGUCUCAUUCCAAGCUGCAAUACAAAGAAGACUUGGGACAAGGCACGUCAGUGUCAGAGACACCAGAGAUGGAGCGAGUUAGACGCAAUCAGCAAAACAUAAGCACGAUACACUACAAGGAUUCUCUGAGUCAAGGCACAGCCAUACCUGAUCUCCCUGAGGUGAAGCGGGUCCGAGAAACCCAGAAGAAUAUCAGCUCGCUGCAAUACAAAGAAGACUUGGGACAAGGCACGUCAGUGUCAGAGACACCAGAGAUGGAGCGAGUUAGAUGCAAUCAGCAAAACAUAAGCACGAUACAGUACAAGGAUUCUCUGAGUCAAGGCACAGCCAUACCUGAUCUCCCUGAGGUGAAGCGGGUCCGAGAAACCCAGAAGAAUAUCAGCUCGCUGCAAUACAAAGAAGAAUUGGGACAAGGCACGUCAGUGUCAGAGACACCAGAGAUGGAGAGAGUUAGACGCAAUCAACAAAAUAUUAGCACGAUCAAAUACAGGGACUCUUUGGACCGGGGAACAGCUAUAUCAGACCUGCCAGAGGUGAAGCGGGUCAAGCAAACCCAGAGGCACAUCAGCUCGGUCUUGUAUAAGGACAGUUCUGCCAAGGGAACCCCCAUGGUGUACACUCCAGAGAUGGAGCGAGUCAAAAGGAACCAAGAGAACAUUAGCUCGGUGUUGUAUUCCGACAGCUUCCGCAAGCAAGUCCAGGGCAAGGCUGCCUUCAUUCUGGACACCCCCGAGAUGAGGCGUGUCAGGGACUCCCAGCGCAACAUAUCUGGGGUGCGAUACCACGAGGACUUUGAGAGGAGCAAGGGCAGCUUCACCCCCGUCACCACGGACCUGGUGAUAGAGCGCGUGAAGAAGAACACCCAGGACUUCAGCGACAUCAACUACCGCGGCAUCCAGAGGCGCGUGGUGGAGAUGGAGAAGAGACGCGCCGUGGAGCAGGACCAGGAAACCAUCACCGGUCUGAAGGUGUGGCGCACAAACCCCGGCUCCGUGUUUGACUACGAUCCCGCCGAGGACAACAUCCAGUCUCGCAGUCUGCACCUGAUGUCAGUGCACGCACAACGCCGCAGCAAGGACCACUCCCGCUCCACCAGCGGCCUGAGCGGCACGGCGGACGAGAAAUCUGAGCUGUCCCAGGACUACUACGUGUCCACCCAGGGCCACCGCUUGUCCACCCAGGACCAGGGAGUCUCCACCCAGGGCUACCGCGUGUCCGCCCAGGACCACAGCGUGGCCACCCAGGACCACGGAGUGUCCACCCAGGGCUACCGCUUGUCCACUCAGGACCACGCAGUGUCCACCCAGGACCUUGGAGUGUCCACCCAGGGCCUUGGAUUGUCCAUCCAGGGCCUUGGAGUGUCCACCCAGGGCUACCGCUUGUCCACCCAGGACCACGGAGUGUCCACCCAGGGCUACCGCUUGUCCACCCAGGACCACGGAGUGUCCAGCCAGGGCUACCGCAUGUCCACCCAGGAUCUUGGAGUGUCCACCAAGGACCUUGGAGUGUCCACCCAGGGCUACUGCAUUUCCACCCAGGGCCAGCGCGUGUCCACCCAGGACCAGCACGUGUCUACCCAUGACCACCACGUGGCCACCCAUGACCACCACGUGUCCAGCAACGGACUCAUAACUUGCUCUAUGGGUUACCUGCACCCUAAGACUGUGGAGCUGCAGCAGAGGUCCUCUUCUGUGGCCACGCAGCAGACCACCGUGUCCUCCAUCCCCUCACACCCCUCUACCACCGGGAAAACGGUGCGCGCCAUGUACGACUACCUGGCGGCGGACCGCGACGAGGUGUCCUUCAAGGACGGCGACGUCAUCCUCAACGUGCAGUCCAUCGACGAGGGCUGGAUGUACGGCACCGUGCAGCGCACCGGCAAGACCGGCAUGCUGCCCGCCAACUACGUGGAAGUCGCUUGAACGCCGCCACGCCCGCUGGGAUCGAUGCAAUGUGUGUGUGUCCGUGUGUGUGGGUGUGUGUGAGUGUGUGUGUCUCAAGUCUGAUCCUUCUAGUCCUCCGACAUGAACGACUCCAACUUGACUCUUUCACCGACUCCUUCGUGGAGAAGACGACUAAAUGUGCCAUGGACUAAGUUGGAAACCUCACCGCUCUUGACGAGUCGGAGGAGAAAAAACUGGAGAGCGUCUCCCACUAUGUAGUCCACUAGCUUGUUUGGGUUUUUGAUGGCGAGGGGACGUCCUUCAGCCCGUAGCGAAUAAAGCCAAGCUCCUGCAGUA
Entelurus aequoreus (snake pipefish) is the source of this 20262-nucleotide messenger RNA. RefSeq names its product nebulin (gene neb). The coding region runs from base 1 to 19944 and encodes 6647 amino acids. Lineage: Eukaryota; Metazoa; Chordata; Actinopteri; Syngnathiformes; Syngnathidae. The transcript is spliced from 141 exons. Gene Ontology annotation, cellular component: Z disc. Gene Ontology annotation, biological process: cardiac muscle thin filament assembly. Gene Ontology annotation, molecular function: actin filament binding. The record is from RefSeq and is a predicted model, not a curated record.